AUGGUGCCGCUGCUGCGGGGCGCCGGGGGCUCCCACCGGUGGCUGGCCGUCGUUUUCCUCGGCCUUUGCUGGUUCCUUCCUCCCGGGAGAUUCGCCGCGCCGGGCGGAGACUUCCCGGGCUCUGCCGUGGACAAUCUGGUGGUCAGGAAAGGGGACACGGCCGUGCUGAGGUGUUACCUGGAAGAUGGAACCUCCAAAGGGGCCUGGCUGAACCGCUCCAGCAUCAUCUUCGCGGGCAGUGACAAGUGGUCCGUGGAUCCCCGCGUGUCCAUCGCCACGGACAACAGGAGGGAGUACAGCCUGCAGAUCCAGGACGUGGAUGUGACCGAUGAUGGGCCCUACACCUGCUCUGUGCAGACCCAGCAUACACCCAGGACCAUGCAGGUGCACCUGACUGUGCAAGUCUCUCCCAAGAUAUUCCGGAUCUCCAGCGACAUCGUGGUGAACGAGGGCAGCAACGUGACGCUGGUGUGCCUGGCCACGGGGAAACCAGAGCCCUCCAUCUCCUGGAGACACAUCUCCCCCUCGGCCAAGCCCUUUGAGAGUGGGCAGUACCUGGACAUCUAUGGAAUCACGAGAGACCAGGCUGGGGAGUACGAGUGCAGUGCAGAAAACGAUGUCUCCGUCCCAGACGUGAAAAAAGUAAAAGUCACAGUGAACUUUGCCCCCACAAUUCAGGAACUUAAAUCCAGCGGUGUGAUGCUUGGAGGGAACGGCCUGAUCCGGUGUGAAGGUGCAGGAGUGCCUGCCCCACUCUUUGAGUGGUACAAAGGAGAGAGGAAACUGAUCAAUGGUCAACAAGGAAUCACUAUUAAAAAUUAUAGUACAAGAUCCCUUCUUACUGUUACCAAUGUGACAGAAGAGCACUUUGGCAACUAUACUUGUGUCGCUGCCAACAAGCUAGGGACGACCAAUGCCAGCCUGCCUCUCAACCCUCCCAGCACAGCCCAGUACGGGAUCACCGGGCACGCCGAGGUGCUGUUCUCCUGCUGGUCCCUGGUGUUGACGCUGUCCUCCCUCAGCAGCAUAUUCUACCUGAAGAACAUCCUUCUGCACUAAAUGUAAAGACCCAUAAAAGGCUUUAAAGGAUUCUCUGAAAGUGCUGAUGACUGGAUCCAAUCUGGUAGAGUUUGUUAAAAGCAGCGUGGGAUAUAAUCAGUGCUUACAUGGGGAUGAUCGCCUUCUGUAGAAUUGCUCAUUAUGUAAAUACUUUAAUUCGACUCCUUUUUAUUGAUUAGCUGCAUUACCUUGUGGAGCAGUACACAUUGUCCUUUUUUAAGACGUGAGAACUCUGAAAUUACUUUUAGAGGAUAUUAAUUGUGAUUUCAUGUUUGUAAUCGACAAGUUUUCAGAAGCAUUCAGUCAUGGUCUGCUGAGUCGCAGACUGUAGUUUACAGAAAAAAAAAAAAGGAUAUUGCAGUAAAAAUGUGCUUCUUUAAGGCUGCAAUACAAACAUUCAGUUCCCUUCUCAACUAGCAUUCUAUCCAAACUUACACAAAAACAUUUGUUCUUUUUUGAGUAAAAAAAAAAAAAAAAUCAAAUAACAUUGCCUUCAAAAUAUUUCCUCAAAAUAUUACACAUAUCUAGAUUUUCUUCUAGCAUGAUAUUCAGGUUUCAAGAAUGAGCCUUGUACUAUAACUGCAUUGCGCAGUACUGCUUCUGUUCUCUUCCCUCUUUCCUGCCAAGUCAGCAUGGUUGUGCCUUCAUGAAACACCACUUUCCUCUUCCUCUCCAAGCAGUCUGGAAUGUGUUUUGGGAAAUGCUGAAGCAUCCUUUUGAGCAUAGGAAAUCCCUGGGUGAGGACAGAGGUGCUGUGGGCUCUGAGGAAAGCUCCUCUCCCACAGGGGCAGGGCGUAGCUCAAGGCUGGCACCAACCCCUUCCUCCCUCCAGCACCUCUGACCACUGUAAAAACGACAUUUCCCGUUAGAAAACAGAGCUCCAAUUCCUCUGUGGCACCUUUGGAAUGUCAGAAUGUUCCCCUAAUGCCAAAUUCCCACCUGGCUGUAAAGGUCAGGAUCGUCCCUUUUGUAUUACUGGCAAAGCCAAUGUGAAUUGGUAUUUUUCUUGCACUCAAUUUUGUACUGGUUUGGCUGAUUUAGCAAUGAUAAAGGAUGCUUUGAACCAUGAGACACCUGCAAAUCCCUGGAGUAUCAAGCAGGAUUUUCUAUCUCCACAUAUCCCUGUGGCAGCGAGGCCACGUCCUCGGGAGAGUCCCCUCGUGCCCGGGCAGGGCUGCCCCUGCCAGCCUCCCCAGCACCGUGUGCAGCUCGAGGGGACACUGCUGUCACCUGCUGAAGGACCAGCUCAGCCUGGCGUGUACCUGAAUCCUGAAAUCCCUGGUGGUGCUGCUGUGGAGUGCUGCUCACAGCUCGCCCCACCUGAGAGCUGCCACCUGUGGGACUCUCCGGGGUGGCCGUGGCCAGCAGCCCUCGGGCACCAGAUCCCCUGGUGGCCCCAAGAGCUCCUGCCUUGCUCACCAACAACUGCUGGCAGCAGGAACAGCAAAAUUCUCACAAACCCCAGGCUGGGUUGGGUUGGAGGGGCCUCAAAGCCCAUCCCAUCCCACCCCUGACAGGGACAGGG
Messenger RNA from Pseudopodoces humilis (Tibetan ground-tit), 2584 nucleotides. It is a transcript of the gene NEGR1, whose product is annotated as neuronal growth regulator 1. The record is from RefSeq and is a predicted model, not a curated record. NCBI's taxonomy places the organism in Eukaryota, Metazoa, Chordata, Aves, Passeriformes, Paridae.